This is a messenger RNA of Cuculus canorus (common cuckoo), 2164 nucleotides long. It is a transcript of the gene PRKCG, whose product is annotated as protein kinase C gamma. Lineage: Eukaryota; Metazoa; Chordata; Aves; Cuculiformes; Cuculidae. The record is from RefSeq and is a predicted model, not a curated record. The transcript has 19 exons. Bases 104 to 2164 code for a protein of 686 amino acids. Gene Ontology annotation, biological process: protein phosphorylation. Gene Ontology annotation, molecular function: zinc ion binding; ATP binding; diacylglycerol-dependent serine/threonine kinase activity.
CAUCCGCGUGUCCGUGGGUCUGUCAGUGCUCGCACGUCUUCAUGGGGCCGUUCCCAUCCCCCUUGCUGGUUCUGUCCGUGGGUCGGUCCGUGGGUCGCUCCGGAUGGCGCUGGCGGGGCCGGAGGGGGAACGUGGGGCCACGCGGCCGCUCUUCUGCCGCCGUGGGGCUCUGCGCCACAAGGUGGUCCAUGAAGUGAAGAGCCACCGCUUCACUGCCCGCUUCUUCAAGCAACCGACCUUCUGCAGCCACUGCACCGACUUCAUCUGGGGCAUCGGGAAGCAGGGGCUGCAGUGCCUGGUUUGCAGUUUUGUGGUUCACAAACGCUGCCACGAGUUUGUCACCUUCGAGUGUCCGGGGGCCGGAAAGGGACCCCAGACCGAUGACCCCCGGAACAAGCACAAGUUCAAGGUGCACAGUUACAGCAGUCCCACCUUCUGUGACCACUGCGGGUCCCUUCUCUACGGCCUCGUGCACCAGGGCAUGAAGUGCUCGUGCUGUGAGAUGAAUGUGCACAAGCGCUGCGUUCACGUGGUUCCGAGUCUCUGCGGCGUCGACCACACGGAGCGACGGGGACGCCUUCAGCUGCGCAUCCACCCCCUGCCCGGGGAGCAGCUCCACGUCACCGUGGGGGAGGCUCGGAACCUCAUCCCUAUGGACCCCAAUGGGCUCUCGGAUCCGUAUGUGAAGCUCAAACUCAUCCCGGACCCCAAGAACCUCUCGAAGCAGAAAACACGGACCGUGAAGGCCACACUCAACCCCGUUUGGAACGAGGCCUUCCUCUUCACGCUGCGCCCCGGGGACGCCGAGCGGCGCCUCUCGGUCGAGGUGUGGGACUGGGAUCGCACGUCGCGCAACGACUUCAUGGGCGCAAUGAGCUUCGGCGUCGCUGAGCUGCUCAAAGGGCACGUGGACGGGUGGUUUAAGCUCCUGAACCAGGAGGAGGGCGAGUACUACAACGUCCCUGUGGCCGACACUGACGACUGCGGCCUUCGACCCAAGUUCGAGGCCUGUAAUUACCCCCUGGAGCUCUAUGAGAAGGUUCGCCGCGGGCCGUGCCCAUCGCCAUCGCCAUCGCCAUCCCCGAGCCCCACAGACCCCAAACGGGGCUUCUUCCCCCCUGGCCGCUCCCACCUCGGCGACUUCACCUUCCUGAUGGUGCUGGGCAAGGGCAGCUUCGGCAAGGUGAUGCUGGCCGAGCGCCGCGGCACUUCGGAGCUCUUCGCCAUCAAAAUCCUGAAGAAGGACGUGGUGGUUCAGGACGACGACGCCGCUUCCACCAUGGUGGAGAGGAGAGUGCUGGCGCUGGGCCCGCGGCCGCACUUCCUCACCCACCUGCACUCCACCUUCCAGACCACCGACCGCCUCUAUUUCGUGAUGGAGUAUGUGACCGGGGGCGACCUGAUGUACCACAUCCAGCAGGUCGGCAAGUUCCGCGAGCCCCACGCCACGUUUUACGCUGCCGAAAUCGCCAUCGGCCUUUUCUUCCUCCACAAUGAGGGCAUCAUUUACCGGGACCUGAAACUGGAUAACGUGAUGCUGGACGCACAAGGACACGUCAAGAUCACGGACUUUGGGAUGUGCAAAGAGAACAUGUUUGUGGGGGCCACGACCCGCACCUUCUGCGGGACCCCUGACUACAUCGCCCCCGAGAUCAUCGCGUACCAGCCCUACGGGAAGUCGGUCGACUGGUGGUCUUUUGGGGUGCUGCUCUAUGAGAUGCUGGCCGGGCAGCCCCCAUUUGACGGCGAGGAUGAGGAUGAACUCUUCCAGUCCAUCCUGGAGCAGACGGUCACGUACCCCAAAUCUUUGUCCCGUGAGGCUGUUGCCAUCUGCAAGGGGUUUCUGACCAAACACCCCGGGAAGCGGCUGGGGGCAGGGCCGGGGGGGGAGCAGGAAGUUCGCCUGCACCCCUUUUUCCGCUGGACAGACUGGGAGCGGCUUGAGCGGCUGGAGGUGCCCCCCCCCUUCGUGCCCCGCCCGUGUGGUCGGAACGGGGAGAACUUCGACAAAUUCUUCACUCGGGCCCCCCCCGCGCUGACCCCCCCCGAUCAGCUCGUCCUGGCGGGGCUCGACCAGGGCGACUUUGCAGGGUUCACCUACACGAACCCCGACUUUGUGCACCCCGACUCGCGCCUCCCGCCCCCCCCCGACUCCCUCGUCUGA